UGCCAACCAUCUGGACUGUAUGCUUCGAUCUGCUCCGUCCGGGCCUCGCCGACUGCUGCGACGGCUGCCUCAACUCGCUGUUUCGGUGGUCCUCAACUCGGCAUGCCUGGGUCGAUUCAACUCAUCGCUCCGGGCACCCUCGACCAAUGCCACCACGGCUGGCUCGACCGAUCUGUCCUUCGCAAACACCGCCCUGCUCGUCCACAGCCCGCACGAUCUCGGCGAGUCCGUCAAGUUCAUUGCACACGUCAAGCUGUGGUCGCUGGACGGCGACGUCGAUCACAGCCUCGUUCCGAGACCAAAGUCAACCAAGCGAGGAUCAGCCUCCGACACAUCCUCGGGAAUCCAUCCAACAUCGAGCUCAGUUGCGGUGACGAUCGGUCCGCCGGCUGCACCGCCGGAAGCCGAGGGACACAGCUCGUCGUCGAGCCUGGCUCCAAGCACAGCAUCGGGACUUGGGCCGGAGCGUCCGGCGCAGCCAUCGACCACAGAGCCGAGCCAAGAGCAGCGAAGCGUCCCGCUGCAUCUGGCCAUGUUCGGCACGCUGGUGUCGCAGGCCUACUUCCUGUCGGACAUGUCGGAUGAGCAGGGAGUGUUCUUCAUCUUUGACCAGGUGUGUGUCCGGAUCGAAGGGCGGUUCCGGCUCAAGUUUGUCCUCAACGACCUCGAUCAAAGUAUAACCUCAGGAGGAAGGGUAUCCCCAGCCCUCGCCACAACGAUCAGCCAGCCAUUCACAUCGUACGGCUGGAAGCAGUUCCCCGGAAUGCAGCGUGAGUACCCAUGGAUGCUCAACAGUCUGGUGUCUCCAAACGAGUCUCUCGGUGCGAGUCUGCAGCCUGGCUGCUGGUUGCUGUGGUUGUGGUUGUGGCUAUGGUUUUGGUUGAGACUAUGCACUGGCUGUGGUGCAGGAGCACUGCGAAGGUGUCGGUGACAUUGGUCUGGUCUGGUCUGGUCCU
This is a messenger RNA of Polychytrium aggregatum, 956 nucleotides long. Its product is annotated as velvet factor-domain-containing protein. Bases 20 to 931 code for a protein of 303 amino acids. The record is from RefSeq and is a predicted model, not a curated record. NCBI's taxonomy places the organism in Eukaryota, Fungi, Chytridiomycota, Chytridiomycetes, Polychytriales. The transcript is spliced from 2 exons.